Molecule: messenger RNA, 3405 nt
Organism: Drosophila guanche
Lineage: Eukaryota; Metazoa; Arthropoda; Insecta; Diptera; Drosophilidae
Gene: msi
Product: CUGBP Elav-like family member 6
Exons: 8
Coding region: 528-2516 (662 amino acids)
Cellular component (GO): cytoplasm
Molecular function (GO): RNA binding
Source: RefSeq, a predicted model, not a curated record
AACUUCCUUGUCCGUGCACAUUCCUUUCUCGUCAUCGAUUCGUCGUGGUUCAGACUAACCGUAAUCGCUUCGUUUCUUUUGAGCUUGUAAGCAUAAAAAAAUAACCAAACGUUGACAGCAAUUCUUCAAAAGAGAAACACAGAUUGCUAAAAUUGUUGGUGUGUUAAAAAUGAGCAUAACUUAAACAAAAGCAGAAACCAGUGCGCAUAAAUAAAACAAAAGUUGUGAAUAUUCUUGCAUAAAUAGUUGAAGCCAAACGUCAACAAAGAAAGUGAGAGAGCAAGAAGAGAAAAGAACGAAAGCUACAAAAAAAAAAAAAGUGAUUACGAUUCGAGUGAUUUUUCUUUCGGCGUGCGUUGGGAUAAAUAAAAAGCAGCAAAAUUUACUACAACGUCGCCUUUGGCAGCGCCAACUCCAGCAUCAACCCCCCCAGCGGCACAUCCACCACCAGCGGGAGUACUAUCCAGUACCAGCAUCAGCUUCAACACCACCACCCCCCAAGCAGCAGCAGCAGUGCCGGCAGAAGUAUGCUCUUUGAGAAUCCAGCGGUUGCGGCCAAGUUGCCAUUUCCAUACAAUGUGCCGCCGCCACUCCAGGCGGCAGCAGCAGCAGCGGCAGCUGUGCCAAAUUUAAGGUUUCAGACACCCAUUAAAGCGUUUGCCUGCCUGACAGCAGCCACAAGGUCAGUAUCUGAGAUGAAUGUCACAUCACUAUACGAGUACGCUGGUAAUCCUAUGGAUAACGCUGCCGCAGCGGCAGCAGCAGCUGCCGCCGGUCUCAUUGAUCCACACCAUCACCAUCCUGAUCUGCACAACGCCCUGGUCGCCUCCAUAGCCAACAACAGUGUGGCGGCCAUUAACGGCACCCUGACCACGGCCGCUGUGCUCAAGAGCGCCGCCGCCGCUCAGCAACAGCAGCAGCAAUCACAGGUGCAGCAGCAGACACAGGGUUCCAUAGUGGUGCCUGGCCAGGAUCAGGCCCAGGUCGCAGCACAGAACGCCGCCAACGGUGGCGGAAAUCCACAGCAGCAGCAUCAGGUCGCUGCCCAGCAGGCUGCCCUGGCGCUGCUCAAGGAGAAUGUGAACGCAUCGUCGGCCGGACAGAACGGUAGUGGCGGAGGGGGGGCCAAUCUGAGCAACAAGAGCGGCUCCUCGGGUCGCUCCACUCCCAGUUUGACUGGCGGCAGUGGCUCAGAUCCGGCUCCAGGCAAACUGUUCGUGGGCGGCCUCAGCUGGCAGACCUCAUCCGACAAGCUGAAGGAAUACUUCAAUAUGUUUGGCACCGUCACCGAUGUGCUCAUCAUGAAGGAUCCCGUCACCCAGCGCAGUCGCGGCUUUGGCUUCAUCACAUUCCAAGAUCCCUGCACCGUGGAGAAGGUGCUCAAAGUGCCCAUUCACACGCUCGAUGGCAAGAAGAUUGAUCCUAAGCAUGCCACUCCUAAGAAUCGACCCCGUCAGGCCAACAAGACCAAGAAGAUCUUUGUGGGCGGCGUCUCGCAGGACACCUCGGCCGAGGAGGUUAAGGCCUACUUUGCACAGUUCGGACCCGUCGAAGAGACGGUCAUGCUAAUGGAUCAGCAGACGAAGCGCCAUCGCGGCUUCGGCUUUGUGACCUUCGAGAACGAGGAUGUGGUGGAUCGCGUCUGCGAAAUCCACUUCCACACAAUCAAGAACAAGAAGGUCGAGUGCAAGAAGGCACAGCCGAAGGAGUCUGUCACACCGGCCGCUCAGCUGCUACAGAAGCGCAUCAUGCUCGGUAGCCUGGGCGUACAACUGCCCACGGCCCCCGGCCAGCUGAUCGGAACACGUGGAGGUGGACUAGCCAUGAAUCCCCUGGCCAUGCUGCAGAAUCAGCAACAGCUGCUGCAGUCUCCGGCCUCCGCUGCCCAGCAGGCCGCCCUCAUAUCCCAGAAUCCGUUUCAAGUACAAAACGCAGCUGCCGCCGCCGCCUCGAUGGCCGCCAAUCCCGCGAACUUUGGCAAACUGCUAGCCACAUAUCCACAGACUGCGCUGCAACAUGUCAGGUAUGCACCCUACUCGAUCCCCGCCAGCGCCGCUACUGCCAAUGCCGCCUUGAUGCAGGCCCAUCAAGCGCAGAGCGCCGCCGUCGCUGCCCACCAUCAGCAGCAGCAGCAACAGCACCAGAACCAGCAACAUCAGAACGCCCACGCCAUGGCCGCAGCGGCCCAACAUCAACACCAGCAGCACCAACAGAACCACCACACUGCCGUUGCCGCCUCAAAUUCCGCCUCGCAGGCUCACUCCGCCGCAGCGGCCGCUGCCCUGGCGGCCAAUGCCGCGAACGGAGGUGCCGCUGCUGGUGCCCACAGCCUGGCAGCUGCCCAGCAGGCGGCACUAGUGGCCGCUGGUGGAAAUCAACUGAAUGCAUCUGCAGCUGCCUUGGCAGCGGCCGCCAAUCCGGCUGCCUACUCCAACUACGCCCUUGCCAAUGUGGAUAUGUCCAGCUUCCAGGGCGUCGAUUGGAGUGCCAUGUACGGCAUGGGCAUGUAUGUCUAAGCUUAGGAAGAGGGUUAUGUUUUUUGGUAAUUUCAAUGAAACAGACACACACACACAUACAACAUAGUUAUACAUACCAACAUAGAUAUCUGUAUACAUAAAUAUGGAGCAAAAGCAUGAUGAAACAUGUUCAGUAGUCAAUUGAGUAACUAACAUCUUUUAUACUAUAAACUCUCGUAUACAACUACAACAGGAAUUUGCAAGAGUAUGCAUAGUACAUCAUCAUACUAUAUCAUCUCUCUCACAGUUGUGUAGAAAGACCGAAACCCAAGUCCCGCAUUUAGCAAGGCAUUAGCAUUUACAUACUCGUGUGUACAUACUUACAUAUGUACAUCAAACAUACUCGUACUCACACAUACAUCAUAUGACAAUAAGAUCAACUGUGUUUCAGCAUUCAAGUGUCAGUAUUCGUAAAGUAAACCAAAUUACCUAAAAAACUGAGCAAAGUACUUAUACUUAUACUACAUAUAAAUGCAUAUAUACAUACAUAUGUAUAUGUACUAUGUACUAUGUACAAAUCGAUAAGGAAUGAUUCCAUUCCGUGGAUUCGCAGUUUUUAGCAAUUUGUAUAGUCGGGUUAGAUAGUGUUGAAAAUGUUCUCUCGAUCAAACUCAAGAGAGGCGAAAAGGAAAACUUUAUAGAUAUUUACAUGCAUAUAGUAUAUACAGAUUAAAGAUACAGAUACAUAUACAUCUAUAUACCCAUACAGGCGAUGAUAUUUAGAAAGACCGUGAUAUAUUCAAUUAGUAAAACCAACAAAAUAACAUAUAUAUAUUAUAUGUACAUAUAUAUAUCUCGAUUGUAGAAUUGAGACAUCGUCUCUCAAAAUGUGUCAAAUUGCAUACUAAGAGUAGAAUUUUUUGGUACUUAUACGACGUAUACUCCGUAC